AUGCUGCACGCAGCCGCAGCGACUUUUGAACAGAUGCAGAUUCUCACUUCACAGGGAUUCCAAGAUGAAGUUCAUUCUCCCCCCUCGAAGUUUUUUCGGCUAGAUGAGUCAUGGCAGCCCACCUCGCACCCAAGUGUGCCUGGUGGCAGAUUUGGGUCAGACCGUAGUAGUGUGGCGGUGGGCAGUGGGUUCGACGCUUUUAGUGCAGAUGCCUGGGUGGCGAAUGAUUUUGGGUCAGUUUUGGGGGAAGGCGGGCAGCAAGGGCAUGCCGCAGGGGCGAGCGGAAUGCAAGGGCUUCAACGAGAAGUACCAGCAUAUCGAACAGGUUCGUCGGACAUUUAUGAAGCGGAGGUAACUGCAAAACAACGGGCCGUUUUGUCAGUUGGCAGCGCAACCAGCAGUGAAGACGCCCUGAAUGCGGAGGCUUGGCUCGACUACCAUUCAGCUAACAUGUAUCCACAGGCCCUUCAGCACAGGGUAAUAGGCACUUCAUUGCAAAACCCAACGGUGGAUGCAACUUCACCAGAUUCAACUGAUGAAGGUUCUUUUGGAACUGACAGGCGUACAGGUAUAGUCGGCCGUAGGAACUCUCAAGGAGGCUUGCGUCAUGACAGCGCAGUGCCACUAAUUCAAAUGAAAACAGUGCAACAGCUUGAGAGCCAAGCACAAGCCUUUGAGGACACUUUGGGUGGCGUGGGGAGGUCAGUUUCGAUCCCAGCUCUGCGGGCACCCAAUAGUGAUCCUGGGGAGCCCAGCAAGGGUGGCGACGUUCGCCUGCAUCCUUUUGUGCGGCUACCAGUGGUGAAUCCCCGAGAUAUCCGCCGGAGAUUCCGUGCGGAGUUUGCACUGUUGCUUCGUUUUCCCAGGCAGAGUCCUAUGGAGUCAUAUACGACAAUGCGCAGUUUAUUUGCGAAGGCUUCGCUGACUCCUGAAGAAAUUCAGACACUCAUUAGGGAAGCAGAACUCGUGGCAUGCUACGCAAACGACAAACUAACGCGGCCACUCAAGAGACGGCGAGCCAACUACCUGUUUGUUAAAUUGUCGUCUAUAUUUAUGGCCUUUGACCACUUGGUACGCACAAUUGAGCUCCUGGGGGAAAAGAUGAAUACAGGCAGCUGGUGGGCUCAGUUCGUGCAAAGGUUCCACACAGAUUAUUGCUUUUCGGAGAGAGGGAGGAAUGAGAGAACUGAGAUGCUGAACAAGCUGGUCAAUCGACUGAGCGCUGCACUGUCAAUAUAUAAGGGCGGAAGACGCCCGGCAUUUACAGAGAUCAUUGAGCUCAAGCGGGCCAUAAUUUCCCAUGCGUACAAGCGCACUCAGCUUUCGAACCCCUUGUGGAAGCUCUGGAUGGAUGAUGAUAAUAAGUUCUCUUCUUCUAGUAAUGGUCCAAAAGAUCCUUCUGUCGGCGAAGUGCCCGGUCACCGGGAAGCGAGUACACUGUGA
This is a messenger RNA of Eimeria acervulina, 1443 nucleotides long. RefSeq lists its product as hypothetical. The transcript has a single exon. NCBI's taxonomy places the organism in Eukaryota, Apicomplexa, Conoidasida, Eucoccidiorida, Eimeriidae. The record is from RefSeq and is a predicted model, not a curated record. The coding region runs from base 1 to 1443 and encodes 480 amino acids.